AUGGAGGGCGUCUGGGUGACUCUGUUGCCUGCUGCGCUCGCAACCUCUGCAGCCUAUGUAGUGUUCAUUGUCCUCUACAAUGUGUACUUCCACCCGUUGGCCGCAUUUCCAGGACCGCCUGUCGCCCGAACGACCAUCUACUGGAAGGCUUACGUUGAGUGCAUUCUGAAGAGAUCAUUCUGCGACGUCCUCCGCGAGCUACAUGCACAAUACGGAGACGUCGUUCGUGUAGGACCAAAUGAGCUCCAUUUUGCUGAUCCAAAAGCCUACCACGACAUCUACAACAACAAGAACCGUUGGGAUAAGGAGUCACGCCUAUAUAAAAGCUUCAACGAGGACCGGUCCAGCUUCGGCUUCCUGACCUAUGCUGAAGCCAAAAAUCGCAAGGAUGUGCUCAACCGCUCCUUUUCCCAGACAGCAAUCGAGAGCGCCGAAAGUCUGCUGGUCGAACAGACGAAAGCGCUCUGUGAGGCCUUCGAGCGACAGACCAAGGCGGGCAAGAGCUCGAAUCUGCUCUACGCCUUCCGAUGCAUGAGCAUGGAUGUCAUCACGAGUUUCUGCUUCGGCAAGCCGAUAUACGCCGUGGAUGCGCCCGGCUUUCAGGCUCCGAUAGUGAUGGCCAUGGACGCGUCGCUACCUGUUUUCGUCGGGUUCAAGUACUCCGAUGUCUUCAAGAACAUGAUAUUGAAGUGCCCGCCGAAGCUCUCUAAAGUUGUCAGCCCAGCCACAGCGGGUCUGGUAGACCUCCAGCAGCUGCUCCUCCGGCAGAUCAAUGACCUUACCAGCGACCCAGAGAAGCUCAAGGCCCUUCCGCAUAAUAUGACCAUCUAUCAUCGCCUUUUAGACGCUGACGCUUAUCGCGACAAAAAGCUUCCAUCGGCUGGCAGCCUCUACGAAGAGUCGCAAGCACUGAUGUUCGGCGGCGCAGACACCGUCGGGAAUACUCUUAUGGUCGGCGCAUACUACCUACUCCAGAACCCGGAUAAGCAACAAACGCUCAGGGAUGAGCUAAGAACAGUCUGGCCGUCGCUAGAUAGCGCAGAAGCAGACCCUAGGGUCAAGGAUCUUGAGAGACUGCCAUAUCUCAAUGCGGUCAUCAAAGAGUCCCUCAGGCUAUCUUCUGGCGUCAUCUGGGGGCUACUACGCGUAGUGCCAACCACCGGUGCAAAGAUAGCUGGGGUUGAUAUUCCACCAGGUACAAUCGUAUCAACCGGCAGUACAUUCGUUCACUACAACGCCGCCAUCUUCCCCGAACCAGACAAAUUUCAGCCAGAACGCUGGCUCGAAUCCACUGACUUGGAUCAAUGGCUCGUUGCCUUCUCCCGCGGUCCGAGGAUGUGUCUGGGGAUCAAUCUCGCCUGGGCAGAAUUGCGUCUUGGCUUCUCACACGUGUAUCGCAAAUUUGAGUUGGCAACGAAAAUUGGUAUAUAG
This is a messenger RNA of Paraphaeosphaeria sporulosa, 1431 nucleotides long. Its product is annotated as cytochrome P450 monooxygenase-like protein. The record is from RefSeq and is a predicted model, not a curated record. The coding region runs from base 1 to 1431 and encodes 476 amino acids. Gene Ontology annotation, molecular function: monooxygenase activity; iron ion binding; oxidoreductase activity, acting on paired donors, with incorporation or reduction of molecular oxygen. NCBI's taxonomy places the organism in Eukaryota, Fungi, Ascomycota, Dothideomycetes, Pleosporales, Didymosphaeriaceae. The transcript has 6 exons.